AUGGAUGUUAUUGAGUGUGCUCGUCUAACUGAUACUAAAAGUACUAAUACUCCUUUUAAAUCCAAUGCUCAUUAUUCACUCUUUGGCGAUGUACCCUUGAUUGAUCCCACUUUGUAUUACACCAUUGUUGAAUGUCUGGUUUAUCCCACCAUCACACGUCUUGAUGUUGCUUAUGCUAUUCACAUUUACUUGCUUUUAGAGUCUUCUGCUUCCCUCAACCUUCCAUUUGGUGCUCUAUGCUUCUCUGAAACUAAUUCGGCCAGUAACCCCACUAAUCAAAAGUCCACUACUGGCUUUUGUAUAUUUUUGGAUGAUUUCCUUAUCUCUUGGAAGAGUAAGAAACAUAUUGUUAUUUCUCGUUUCUCUAUUAAGAUAAAGUAUCAUGCCAUGGAAUCCACCACCACUGGGAUUGUAUGGUUACACUAG
Molecule: messenger RNA, 426 nt
Organism: Olea europaea var. sylvestris
Lineage: Eukaryota; Viridiplantae; Streptophyta; Magnoliopsida; Lamiales; Oleaceae
Exons: 2
Coding region: 1-426 (141 amino acids)
Source: RefSeq, a predicted model, not a curated record